Molecule: messenger RNA, 3020 nt
Organism: Eriocheir sinensis (Chinese mitten crab)
Lineage: Eukaryota; Metazoa; Arthropoda; Malacostraca; Decapoda; Varunidae
Product: glutamate carboxypeptidase 2-like
Exons: 16
Coding region: 77-2428 (783 amino acids)
Molecular function (GO): carboxypeptidase activity
Source: RefSeq, a predicted model, not a curated record
GUUCCAGCUGCAGGAACCCCGAGGUGUGAGGGAAGCUCCUGGAACUGACUUUAAGGGACCAGGGCGCGGGUUGGUCAUGAGGCAAGGCGCGGCUGUGUGUGGCAUGGGCGUGGCGGGCGCGGGCGUGGUGGUGCUGGGCGUGGUGCUGGCGGCGUGGCAGCCCUCACUCUUCACCCAAGCAGCGGCCUCAGCAUCCCAGGAGGAGAACUGUUUUACCGCCACCACCAGCACCGCCUCAAGCACUUCCUCGUCAUGGGAAGCGUGUAACCAGAAGCAACGCCAGCACCAGGAGGAGGAGGUGGAUACAGGAACUCAGGGGCCUUGGACUAAACCGACGGGGAGCGACUACUUCGGGGCAGCCGGGGACGCCAUACUCGAGGAGAUGAAGGCUGAGAACAUGGAGGCCUAUCUCAGAUACCUGACGAGCCAGGGCCACAUGGCGGGCACGAAGCAGGACCUGGAGCAAGCCGAGUACCUGAAGAAGGCGUGGGAGGAGCAGGGGCUAGACCAGGUGUUCCUUCAGCCCUACGAGGUGCAGCUCUCCCACCCUGACCUCGCCAAGCCCAACAAGGUGUACUUAAUGGACGAGACUGGACAGGUGAAGUUUACAUCCAGCGUCAUGGAAGAACCGCUAGAUGGCGUGGCCUACGACGACUCCAUCCCCCCGGCCUUCCUCGCCUUCGCCCCCGCCGCCACCAUUGUCACUGACGAGCUCGUGUACGUGAACUACGCCCAGUACGAGGACUUCCUGGAGGCGGCGCGGGCGGGGGUGUCGGUGGAGGGGCGCCUCGUCAUCGCUAAGUUCGGCCGAGGCUUCCGCGGCGACAAGGUCAAGAACGCUCAGAAAUUCAAAGCUAAGGGGAUCAUUCUGUACACGGACCCCCACGACUACCACCCGGAGUAUCGGCAAGGGGGGGCGGCGUACCCCACCUCCUUCUGGCUGCCUGAUACCGGUAUACAACGCGGCUCCAUCGUGUGGCAUGACGGGGAUCCCAGCACGCCCGGCUACCCCGCCCUAGACGGGGCCUACCGCUUGCCUGACGAGGACGCUGACGUACCCACAAUCCCCGCCCACACAAUCAGCUACAGUGACGCCCGCAAGCUGCUGGUUAACAUGGGAGGGCGGGAGGUGCCUGAGGCCUGGCGCGGCGGUCUCAACAUCACCUACAGGAUGGGGCCGUCCCUGGAGAGGCCUGGAUGGAAGGUGAAGCUGGAGGUGAACAACGUGAAGCGCCUCCUGCCGACCUACAACGUGAUAGGCGUCCUGAGGGGCAGCGAGGAGCCGGACCGCUAUAUCAUCUACGGGAACCACCGAGACUCGUGGACGUUCGGCUCCUGCGACCCCUCCUCCGCUACGGCCGUCAUGAUGGAGAUGGUGCGAGCCUACGGGAAGCUUCUGGCGCGAGGCUGGCGUCCGCGGCGGUCCCUGGUGUUCGCCUCGUGGGGGGCGGGGGAGUACGGGUUCUUCGGCACGACGGAGUACGUGGAGGAGUACCUGAAGGUGUUCGAGGCAAGGGCUGUGGCGCACCUGAACGUUGACCUAGCCAUCAUAUACACCUACAACCUGCUAGUGUCAGCCACGCCCCUGCUGCAUAAAAUCAUAAAGGAGGCGACUAAGCGGGUCCCGGCGCCAGAACCUUCCCUUGGCUACAACACACUCUGGGACCAUUGGACUUCGAGGUUGCGUGCCGCCUCCCCCGAACUCCUCGACUACUCCCUGGCCUCCCUCAGUGAGCACUCCCCCUUCUACCAGAUGGUCGGAGUCCCAACCUCCUAUAUGGUCUGGGAGAUCAACUUUGAGGAGUACGACUGGUCCGACUACCCUCUCUACCACACCACCUUCGAGGACUUUGACGUCAUGAAGAACCUGCUGGACCCCGAGUUCCGCUACCACCUGGCCAUCGGGCGGCUCUGGGCAUUGAUGGGCCUGGGCCUGGCCGACGCGCAGAUCCUGCCGAUGGACCCUGAGGACGAGGCCGUGAUGCUGCGACGACUGCUGGCUGGCCUGAAGGAGGACUACGGGGCGGCGCUGCAGAAGGAGGACAUAACACUGGAUCACUUGGAGGCCGUGGCUGCCCGCUUCGAAAAGGCAGCCCACGCCUUCAACAGCCACCUAGGGAACUUGACCUCUGUGCCACCGCUCCUGGCCCGCCAACUGAACGACCAGCUAAUGCAGGUGGAGAAAUGUUACACCCACGCGGAGGGCAGCUACUACAGGCCCUAUAUGAAAAACAUGGUCUUCGGCACCGACAACCUGAACCAGUACGGUGGGUGGCUGGCGCCGGGGGUGCGGGACGCCCUGUGGGAGGCCGUGAGAUGUACCGCGCCCUGUCCAGAGGCAUGGCGGGUGGUGAGGCAACAGCUCUCCGUCCUGCAGGCAGCCGUCAACGCCGCAGCCCUCACCCUCAAGGACUUCAGAUACAUGUAGGGUGCCCCUCUGGACGAGACGCAACUACAUGAAGCAAUAAUAUACACUCGGGUCGCGCUAGCCUACUAAAUAUAGGCAGCUAUUAAUUCGCAGGUAUACAGGUAUAGCCCAUAAGAAGGGGUACACAGGUCCUAGCAAUGUCAGAAGGCUUGCAGUUUAAUUGUGAGGAAUGUGUGGAUAAUCCUUCCUAUCAAACUGAGUCUCUUUGUAAAAGUUUGUAGAACAUAGCUUCUCGCAGCACCGCCGGAUACAAGAAAGCCUAGCAUCACCGCCAGGCCCGUUAUUACAAGUGCACCACGACAGGGACACGGGCGCCACAGUAUAUCUACGCCAUACCAUGCAACAACGAAACUCAUUUAUAGUUAUCGUUAAAAGAGUUAGAUCCUGAUGUUUCUUGGCAAGAGUUAGGCGUCAGAAACCGGUAAAUACUAUGCUCUGAGUACGAUGACCUGGCAACGGUGAUGGUAUGCCUGCUUAGGUAUCCGAUAUUAUAAGACCUAGUGUGUGACUCCUGUAUGAUGGCAAGCGUCGUGCUCUCAUUUAUCUAUAAUAUUUAUGUACGUGUUAUUAGUUCAUUUAUUAGUAAAUUAUG